Molecule: messenger RNA, 1269 nt
Organism: Phytophthora sojae
Lineage: Eukaryota; Oomycota; Peronosporomycetes; Peronosporales; Peronosporaceae
Exons: 1
Coding region: 1-1269 (422 amino acids)
Source: RefSeq, a predicted model, not a curated record
AUGGCUCCUUGGGACGAGAAGACCCGGGUGGUCCAGUUACGCAUGAGACUCACCGGUUCCCUCAAGGAUUGGUGCACUCAGCUUCGGGACGACGUUCGCUCAGACUGGAAGAAGUUGUCUCACGUCUUCAAGAAGGAAUGGUGCCGUACGCUGAACUCCAAGGCUGAGCGGUACUACUCGAUGGAGAUGAAGGACUCCGAUACACCUCGGAUGUUCUUCUACCGUCUGAACCAUACCGCCAAGAAGGCUGGGAUCCCGUACCUGAGACCGACCGUCGAUCGCGAGGCUCACAUCCGACGUUUUAUCAAGGCUUUGACUGACUCAAGGCUGAGGACUACUCUUCAGGGACAGCGUUUCGAUACUUUGGAUGAAUUGGAGAAAACCCUGAAGAGGAUCGAGGCUCUCCUCCAAGACGAGAGCUAUGAGCAGAAGCGGCGCCCAGCGCAAGGGCUUCAGUUUGGACGUUUCAAACCUCCACAGUGUCAAGCUGAGGGACGUGCAUUCAAGGCGGAAGGCGUGGAAGUUGACCCAAGUCUGGGACGACAUGCACACUUCCAGGAUGACUACGACCUGAAGUACGAGGCUGAUUCUGAAGAAGAUGUGGACCGCUCAGCUGAGCGAACCAUGUCUCCGCCUGUCCCCGCGCCAGCUCCUGCUGCUGCAAGCUCAGCUCAGGCUGAGCCCAGUCGCUCUACCUCCCUGACCGAUGAAGAAAUUUUCCGAGUCGCUGAGAGAUUGGCCUGGAAGCCGAACGCUCAGCGCUAUGACCGUGGAGGAGAACAGCACCCAGAGCAGAAAUGUGACGAAUGUGGCAGUCGUAACCACCCGACGGACAAGUGCUGGAGCCGACUUAUCUGUGGGCGAUGCCACGAUGAGGGUCACCCGACCCAAUUCUGUAGGCGUCAGUCGUGUUCCAAGUGUGGCGAAUACCAUCGCCGGGGUUUGUGCGAUAUGUGGUCGGCACUCAAGGCGGUACGCGAGGCAAUCCGCACCGGAGGCUCGGUCGAGGGCCUCGCUCCUGAGGUAAUCCAAGCUCUGUUGGAUAGCCCAGAACUCCGAGAGAAGUCGUUAAACCACUUGGCUCGCUGGUUGGGAGACCAGUGUGUGACGAGCCUAGAUCCCAAGCGCUCUGUGCCUUUGCAUAUGUGGGCCCAGCCCUUUCAUGUUGGCGCAGAGAUAACCCCGAAUGUACAAUUUCUUAUCAUGAAGCUGGUGUUUACACUUUCGAUACUGACCGCAACACGCUGGACCCGGAGGAUGAAAUGGUGA